AGAUUUGAAUGAUCUGAAAAAUUAAAAUGUAUCAGAAUAGAGUUAUCAAUUUAACAGGAAUCCCACCGGCCGGAGGCCCACGGAGGCCAAUAAAUGGAGGCACUCAAGGACAUUCUAUAGGAAUUGCGACGGAUCUGUCCCUGCCUAGAACUAACAAUACCGUGCCAACUUCAGGCCAUAUUCUACCGGGCCAGGUGUACAGCCAACCUUACUCAUCUAUUCAUUCAUCAGUCAUCCCUCCUCUCAUCCCAUCAAACUCAACCCAACCAUCCUCACAUUCCAUUCAACUCCAUUCAGGGGGUGCUGGGAUUCACGGAUCUAUUCAGGGGCUUCAGAGGGGUUCUGUGCUCCAAGGGGGACCUAUUCAGGGGCUCCAAGGGGGUCCUGGGGUAUUGCAUCUUGUCAGAGGAAAUUCAAAUGGUUCAGCUACUGCCAAUACUUCAUCUUACAAUGGUUCUCAAGGAGUGAGCACAGUAAAUGGUGGGGAACCUUCUAAGCUAGAAAUCAAGGAGGAAACGGAGGAAAUCACACCUAAAGAAGAUGAACCCCCUGAGAUGGAUAUAUUUAUCAACAACGUUGUCUGUUCAUUCUCUGUUCGCUGUCAUCUCAACCUUAAAGAAAUAGCUCUCACAGGGUCUAACGUAGAAUACAGACGAGAGAAUGGAAUGGUAACUAUGAAGCUAAGGCAUCCUUACACAACAGCCUCAAUCUGGAGUUCAGGAAAGAUAACCUGUACUGGUGCUAACACAGAGGAUGACGCUCGGAUUGCAGCAAGAAAAUUUUCCAGAAUUCUUCAACGUUUAGAUGAAAAGUAUCAGAAGAUUCGUAUUAAAAACUGGAGAAUAGUAAACGUUCUUGGAACAUGUAAUCUUCCGUUUGGAAUCAAGAUUGUACCUUUCUCACAGGCUUUCAGGGAAGCGAGCUAUGAGCCAGAACUGCAUCCUGGAGUUACAUAUAAGUUAAAGCAGCCUAAAGCAACACUAAAGAUCUUCUCUACUGGAAGUAUCACUGUAACAGCUCCCAGUGUAGCUAAUGUACAGGCAGCUGUAGAGCAUAUUUAUCCUAAGGUCAAGUAGUUUUCUUGUUUUAAA
Messenger RNA from Eurytemora carolleeae, 1091 nucleotides. Its product is annotated as TATA-box-binding protein 1. Lineage: Eukaryota; Metazoa; Arthropoda; Copepoda; Calanoida; Temoridae. Gene Ontology annotation, molecular function: general transcription initiation factor activity; DNA binding. The record is from RefSeq and is a predicted model, not a curated record. The coding region runs from base 27 to 1076 and encodes 349 amino acids. The transcript is spliced from 13 exons. Gene Ontology annotation, biological process: DNA-templated transcription initiation.